AUGUACGGCCUGUAUUUGGAAGCAGUGAACGAUUACAUCAACGAGUCCUACGGAGAGGAUGUGUGGAGGCUGAUCGAGAACCGGGCGGAGAUACCCCACCUCAAGUUCGUCAGACAUCAAAUGUACAAUGACAACCUGAUCCUGCGGUUGGCGAAGGCAGCCGGCGAGGUUCUGGGAAAGACCCACGACGAGCUCAUGUACGCCUUCGGGGUCUACAUGGUCAAGAGGAUCGGAAACUAUGGAUACGAGCGGAUCCUGAAGGUGUUGGGCCGAAACGUGCGCGACUUCAUCAACGAGCUGGACAACCUGCACGAGUACUUCCGCUUUUCCUUCCCCAAGGUGCAGCCGCCGAGCUUCUGCGUGGAGGAGGAGUGCGAGACGAGCCUGACUCUGCACUACCGCAGCACCCGCAAGGGCUUCACCCAGUUCGUCAAAGGGCAGCUCUCUCAAGUGGGACGGCAAUUCUACAACACGGACAUCGAAGUGGAGAUCCUGUCUAAAGAGGAAACCGAGAAGAUGACGUAUGUGGUUUACAAGAUGAACUUUGACAACGCCGCCUUCAAGCACCGCAUGCCCCAGCAGAAGACGGCGCCGAGCUACGAGAAGCUGCCCAUGAAGCGGGGCAUCUUCUUCGACAUGUUCCCCUUCAGCGUCAUCUUCCGCCGCGACAUGACCAUGUACCGCAUCGGCGACGGCCUCAAGGAGGUCUUCUCCGACCUCCAGGGCAAGAAGGUCAACGAAGAGUUCACGCUGGUCAGGCCCAUGCUGGAGUUCAGCUGGGACAACAUCUACACCCAUCUGAACAACGUGUUUGAGCUUCUGUCCAAAGCGGUGGUGGAGAGCAAGCAGAAGGUCAACAUCCCCAAACUGAGCAAGGAGGAGCCAGAGGAGAAGGAGGAGAGCGAGAAGCCGAAGAGGGAAGAAGAAACGGAGCAAAAAGCAGCGGAGGAGAUGAAGGGCACGGACCAGGAGUACAGCAGCUCCCUCACUCAGUACAACAGCGCUGCCAACUCCGGAGGCGAGGACAUCGAACUGCUGGCGUUCCAGACUGUCACCGGAAAGUGCAGCGAGACCAUCUUUGAGGACAUGCGGGAGCCUCCGAAGAAGCCUUUACACCUGAAGGGCCAGAUGAAGUAUGUCCCUCAGUGGGACUCCCUCAUCUUCCUGGGGACGCCCAUCAUAGAGACGGUGGAGGACAUGAUAAAGAUGGGCGUGUACGUGAACGAUCUGAAUCUGCACGACUCCAGCAGGGAGCUGAUCUUGGCCGGGACGCAGCAGUCAGCUGAGCUGCAGCUGGCCCUCGAUCAGGAGCAACAAAAAUAUGCUCAGCUGCAGGAAAUUAUCAAGAAGCUGGAUGAAGAAAAGAAGAGGGGAGAUUCUUUGCUGUACGCCAUGAUCCCUAAAGCCGUGGCCGACCGCCUUAGGAAGGGAAUCACGGCUCUGGAGACCUGCCAGGUGUUCCCAGAUGUGACCAUCCUGUUCAGCGACGUGGUCAAGUUUAACGAGAUCUGCAUCCACAUCACACCCAUGCAGGUGGUGGACAUGCUGAACGAGAUCUACAUCGUGUUCGACACGCUGAGCGAGAAGCACAACGUCUACAAAGUGGAGACGAUCCGUGACGCCUACAUGGUGGUGGCGGGCGUGCCCAACAAGACCACCUUUCACGCGCACCACAUCUGCGACAUGGCCCUGGACAUGCUGAGCUCCAUCGACCACCUUAAAGACCCCUCAACCGGGGAUAAUAUCCAGAUCAGAGUCGGUAUCCACUCUGGCAUGGUGGUGGCCGGCGUGGUGGGUCUGAAGAUGCCUCGCUACUGCCUGUUCGGCGACACCGGCAUGCAGAUACACAUCAGUCAGACCACCAAAGACCACCUGGAGCACGAGCCCUACAUCAUCGAGGAGAGGGGCAAAAUCUUCGUAAAGGGUAAAGGCUACAUGAAGACCUACUGGCUGAAAGGAAAGAAGGAUCUAUCGUUCAAGACCCCGGCGGAGCUGCGCUACAGCAGCGAACAGAAAGACUCUGAGGACAAGAGCUCUAACGGGUGAGUAGAGAAAAGAAGAGCAGUCGGCACCAAAGAAUCC
Messenger RNA from Stegastes partitus (bicolor damselfish), 2082 nucleotides. RefSeq names its product soluble guanylate cyclase 88E-like. The transcript is spliced from 15 exons. The record is from RefSeq and is a predicted model, not a curated record. NCBI's taxonomy places the organism in Eukaryota, Metazoa, Chordata, Actinopteri, Pomacentridae. Gene Ontology annotation, biological process: cGMP biosynthetic process; nitric oxide-cGMP-mediated signaling; response to oxygen levels. Gene Ontology annotation, cellular component: guanylate cyclase complex, soluble. Gene Ontology annotation, molecular function: heme binding; guanylate cyclase activity. Bases 1 to 2046 code for a protein of 681 amino acids.